UCUGUUCGUCAGCUUGUCAUUUGGUGCCCUCUGGAGCAGCGGGGAAACUUUGUCGAGUUUCUCCGUCACUUUUAUAUCGUUUGAGGUCGGAAACAGUAAAUUUAAUGAACAUUUAUUGAACCUGAAUUCUUUCAUAUUUUAUAAAGUAUAUUUCUGAGCUGCGGGGCGACUUUCCAUCUUUAAACCAGACGUUUUUGUAAAGGACCACAGUUCCUGCGCUGCUAACAGUUAGCGGUAACUGUAACUGUAACGUCACUUUUAACGUGAACGGACGGAAAGCUAAUGUAGCUAACUGCUAACCGACUGGGACAGAGCGGAAACUUUUCCCCGGACUCUGAGCUCUGAUUCGGCCCUUUUCUGUCAGCUUUCAGGGUGAUUCUGAGUCCAGAAGUUGUAACGUUUGAAGAGAAGUUUACGGAACAUGGAGCCCGACAGCAGCAGCAGCUAACUGGGAGCAGUCAUACUUCCGCUCUCCGGUAGUGCCCUCCGGUAGUGCUCUCCGGUAGUGCUCUCCGGUAGUGCCCUCCGGUAGUGCUCUCCAGCGGCUGUCUCACUCACAUUGCUGGAGGAUGGCGGCAGACUCCACCGUUAACUUCAACCUCCUCCACCGGACCUGUAAGCUGGUGGUGCUGCUCUGCUUCCUGCACAUCUCCGUCACCGUCGUCUUCUACGUCCGCUCCCUGGACAUCCGGUUCGCCUUCGUCCAGAACCAGCAGUCCCACAGCAAUGUGACCCAGCCGAACCAGGUCCGACAGUUCUCCUCCUCAACCGGAGCCAAGGAGGUCCAGCGGGAGGAGCAGAGAGAUGAGCAGAAGCCUCCGGAGGAGAGGAGGGUCGAAGAGCCGCAGAAGAAGCUGCAGAAAUGUCCUGAAACAUCUCCUCUGCUGGUGGGUCCUCUGCGAGUGGAGUUUAACACUCCGGUGAGUCUGGAGCAGAUCAAGAAGGACAACCCAAACCUGCAGUCGGGUGGACGCUACAGACCAAAAGACUGCGAGGCGCUGCAGAAGGUCGCCAUCAUUAUCCCCUUCCGCAACCGGGACGAACACCUCAAGUACUGGCUGUACUACCUGCACCCCAUCCUGCAGAGGCAGCAGCUGGACUACGGAGUCUAUGUCAUCAACCAGGACGGGGAAGAGAUCUUCAACCGAGCCAAGCUGCUGAACGUGGGCUACACCGAGGCCCUGAAGGAGUACGACUACGAGUGCUUUGUCUUCAGCGACGUGGACCUGAUCCCCAUGGACGACCGCAACACCUACAGGUGCUUCAGUCAGCCCCGACACCUGUCCGUGUCCAUGGACAAGUUCGGCUUCAGGUUACCUUACAAUCAGUACUUUGGGGGCGUGUCCUCGAUGAGUAAAGAACAGUACCUGAAGAUCAACGGCUUCCCCAACAACUACUGGGGCUGGGGGGGGGAGGACGACGACAUCUACAACAGGCUGGCGUCUAAAGGAAUGUCGAUCUCCAGACCGAGUGGAGAGACGGGAAAAUGUCGAAUGAUCCGACACGACAGAGACAAAAAGAACGAUCCCAACCCUCAGAGGUUUGAUCGGAUCGCUCACACGAGGGAAACGAUGUACAAAGACGGGAUCAACUCUCUGUCCUACCGCGUGGUCCGAGUGGACAAGUUGGACCUGUUCACGAAGAUCACGGUGGACGUUGGGAAACCGUGAGGACGGGAUCCGGAUUGUACAAACCAAAUGUGCCUUUGACACUUGAAUCAUUAAGUUCUGGUGCAGGUGGACCAGGUCCAAGUGGACCAGAACAUGCUGGACUCAGACGGCUCUUCCUGCUGUUUCUUUGAUUCUUCUCGUUUUUGCACAAACGGACGGCCGCCUCCGUCUGUCGGACCCCGCCGCUGCUGCACAAUAUUAAUCAGAGACAAUCUGCUGGGCCUCGUGGUCCGGGUUUUACUGGUGGGGGAUUAUGGGUAAAAAAAAAUACAGGGUGGGUUUAGAUCUGCUCUGAUCUUGAUCCUGGUUCUGUGCACUGAUCUGGUUCUAAAAAGUCCAACAUCAGAACAAGCUAAGAAGAAAAACUAAAUUCAAACAACAAAACCAAUUGGGAUCAACUUCCUGUGACUUUUCACAAUAAAAGCCUCCUGCUGGUUGUUUAUGUCAGCAGAAAGAAUUAAACUUUAUUUUUAUUCUUUAAAACUAAUUUAUUUAUAUGAGACUCUAGAGCAGCUGCAGCGGUCUGAUGAUCAUCAUAAAGUUUAAUUUAUUCAUCUUUCAUUCGUAUAUUCAGAAUGAAAACAUAAGAUUCAUUCAAACUAAUCAAACUGUUUAAUUACAUCAGAUAAUCAAUAAGAUGUAAUAUGUCUCAGGAGGAAAGUAAAGACUGAUCAUUUCCACAAUAAUCGCCAAUCAUAUUGCAGUAACAUUAUGUCUUAAUUGUUUCCUGUGGCCCGAAACACAAAGCCCGUCACGGUGCCAGUUUCACUUCAGAACCAGAUCUAAACACCAACCUCUGUGUGUGUGUGUGUGUGUGUGUGUGUGUGUGCGUGCGUGUGUGUUAAUCCAAUCAGCUGAUCCCGAUUGAUCCUGAUCAGCCUCGAACCAAAACCCCUCCAUUGAUUGUGUCUCCAGGCUCUCAUCAGAGCUGCUGGUACCAAAGAGUUAAUUUAAUUAUUGAUCACCAAUAUCAUUUAUUAUCAAUUAGUGUGUGAUGUUUUCUAUCUUUAUUAGUUGACAGGUUUGUUUGUUUCUCUGCAGACCAAAAAUAUUCUUUAUUGUUGAUGAACAAAUCACCGUCAAUGUGCCUUAUAAUGGGUGAACUGGUGUGAGAGAGGGUGAACCAGUGUAAGGGUGAACUGGUGGAGGGAACCAGACUGUAAAUGAAAAUAUAAGAGCUGAUCUGAA
Messenger RNA from Dicentrarchus labrax (European seabass), 2858 nucleotides. RefSeq names its product DP-Gal:betaGlcNAc beta 1,4- galactosyltransferase, polypeptide 1, like (gene b4galt1l). Gene Ontology annotation, biological process: carbohydrate metabolic process; protein N-linked glycosylation. The coding region runs from base 570 to 1670 and encodes 366 amino acids. Gene Ontology annotation, molecular function: cytoskeletal protein binding; beta-N-acetylglucosaminylglycopeptide beta-1,4-galactosyltransferase activity. Lineage: Eukaryota; Metazoa; Chordata; Actinopteri; Moronidae. The transcript has 6 exons. The record is from RefSeq and is a predicted model, not a curated record.